CUUCUUCUUCUCCUUCAGUUCGUUCCCCGUUCUUCCCACUUCCCCUACUCGAUCACGUUGGUGACGGCGUCCCGCCCCUCGCCGCUGCUAGUGGACAGUCGUCGGUCUGAUUUCUGGCCCGAUUAGGAUCUUUUGCGAGUACAUUCUCUGUCGCGAGCCGCGACGUCUUCUUGCCCGCCGCCACCACAUCUGUUCACAGUUUUUCCAUCUUCGUCCGCAGGCUGCUGAGCUAUGGUGGGUUGGCAAAGACUUGUUUUACAGACACUGUAUCGUCAAGCUGGGAGAAGGGUAGUGCCCUCUAGUCAAACCACCUUUGCCAAGUCCUCAUCUUCAUGCGGGGCGGCAUCCUCUGUUUUCCCCGGCAAAUCAAAUUGUUUGGAGACGUUUUGGAACCCAUCAUCAUCAUCGCUGCGGCCUCUUUAUCAGUAUUUGCAACAUGCGGGAAUUUCCUAUUCAAGGACAAUGCUGGCUGAUUCGUCAGAGGAUAAACCUAUUCCUUCUCCAUUGACUCCUCCUGUCCUAGCUUUGGAUAGCGGAAAAGCUGAAGACCAGAAGGCAGUCUCCAAACCUGCUACUGUUCAAGCUGUACUGAAGGGGAUAAAGCAGAGUCCCAAGAAGGUCAACUUGGUUGCUGCGCUAGUUCGUGGCAUGCGAGUUGAAGAUGCAUUGUUGCAGUUGCAAGUGACCGUGAAAAGGGCUGCAAAAACUGUUUACCAGGUUGGUUAAUCAGUCUGUUAUUAGUUAAUAGGAAUCGUCACAUAGUUGAGACUGAGAGACAUAAUUUUUCAGGGCCAGGUUCCUGGUUUUACACAUUUUUAUAUAAGUUUGUGGAAACUGGCAUUUAUGUUUGUAGGAAAUAGGAAUCAGAAUAUUUUGUUGUUAUUCAUUCCUCAGACUAGCAUUUUCCCAGAUAAAUAAACAACUAAACAAGACAUUGAUUUUUACUCCCAUGAACAAGGAUACUGAUUGAGCUAUCUGGAGCAUGAACUGUGUCUCUCUGUUCCUGAUAUCAUAUGAGUCAGAGUUAUACAUCCAUUUUCACUUCUUUUUCGAUAAUAAGCAAUGAUCAUGGAACUAAUAUAUAUCGCGAUCGUCUGGAUUAAUGUAUUGCAGGUCAUCCAUUCAGCACGAGCGAAUGCAACACAUAAUCAUGGGCUGGAUCCAGACCGUCUACUCGUUGCUGAGGCAUUCCUGGGGAAGGGGCGCUUCAUAAAGAGAGUCUCGUAUCAUUCCAAAGGGAGGCAUGGAAUCAAAGUGAGACCGGAGUGUCGAUUGACGGUUGUAGUGAGGGAGACAACCCCAGAGGAGGAGGCCCAUAUAGCCAAGCUGAAGGUGAACAACUUCCGCAAGCUGACAAAGCGGGAGAAGCGUCUUGUCCCUCACAAACUUAUUGAGAUCGAACCAGUUUGGGGCCGUAAAAGCAGAAAUCACGAAUCGAGAGCUUCUGCUGAAUAACCUGUGUUCUAAGAGAUGUGGUGAGGUCAACCUCACGCCCAGUUAAUGCCACUGGUUUUAGGGAGAGGUGUAUUUAGCUGAUUCUGUUACCAGUUAGUUUCUAUUUUUCGAUAGAGAUUUGUACACUGCUUUUGAUGCAUGUCUAGAGCUGUUUCAUUAGAAGAGAAAUAAGA
Molecule: messenger RNA, 1628 nt
Organism: Linum tenue
Lineage: Eukaryota; Viridiplantae; Streptophyta; Magnoliopsida; Malpighiales; Linaceae
Source: the annotation of a GenBank genome assembly